CAAAAGCACAGCUCCGGGCUCCAGCGACCGCCUGUUUCGUGGUUGCCAAGGCAACACUAACAGUCCCAAAACUUGAGACCGCGCAGGGGGGAAGCGAGGACGUUUUACUCGGGCAUUGAAAAUGUGUUUCUGAGUCAACUAAAGCAAGAAAUUACCUCGCCUUUUUUAUUAUAUACACAUCCUCUUCUUAGUAUAUUCACUGUUUCGGUCCGUUCCGCCACCAUGACUCAGCGGCAGGUUUUACAAGUUUUCGAGCACUACCAGCAGUCGAGGCUGCAGUUCGUGCAGACUGUGGCUGACCUCGCCACUCGACCGCAGAAUAUAGAAACCCUUCAAAACGCAGGUGUGAUGACCUUGCUGCGGCCACUUCUGUUGGACUCGGUUCCCAACGUCCAGCAGACGGCGGCGCUGGCAUUGGGCCGCUUGGCCAAUCACAGCGACGACCUGGCCGAGGCCGUGGUGCAGGGAGACAUCCUCCCUCAGCUGGUUCACUCCCUGGCCUCUCAGAAUCGGUUUUACAAGAAGGCAGCAGCCUUCGUGCUCCGGGCCGUGGCCAAGCACUCCCCCGGGCUGGCCCUGGCCGUGGUGGCCUGUGGCGGGGUGGACGCCCUGGUGCUCUCCCUGGAGGAGUUCGACCCCGGGGUGAAGGAGGCGGCGGCCUGGGCCCUGGGGUACGUCGCCCGGCACAACGAACAGCUGUCCCAGUGCGUGGUGGAGGCCGGGGCCGUCCCCCUGCUGGUGCUCUGCCUCCAGGAGCCCGAGAUGGCCCUCAAGCGCAUCUCGGCCUCGGCCCUCAGCGACAUCGCCAAGCACACCACGGAGCUGGCUCACAGCGUGGUGGACAACGGCGCCAUCGCCCACCUGGCCCAGAUGAUCCUCAACCCGGACGCCAAGCUCAAGAGGCAUGUGCUGUCCGCCCUGAGCCAGAUCAGCAAGCACUCUGUGGGGCUGGCGGAGCUGGUGGUGGAGGCGGAGGUGUUCCCGGCCGCGCUGGCCUGCCUGCGGGACCCCGACGACUACGUCAGGAAGAACGUCACCACGCUCAUGAGGGAGGUGGUCAAGCACACGCCCGAGCUGGCCCAGUUCAUCGUGAACUGUGGCGGCAUGGCGGCGGUGGUGGACUACCUGGGCGACAGCAGCGGGAACGUGCGCCUGCCCGGGAUCAUGAUGCUGGGAUACGUGGCCGCACACACUGAGAACCUGGCCAUGGCCGUCAUCGUGGCCAAGGGGGUGCCGCAGCUGGCCCUGUGUCUGUCGGAGGAGCGGGAGGACCACAUGAGGGCGGCGGCGGCCUGGGCCCUGGGGCAGAUCGGGCGCCACACGCCGGAGCACGCCCGGGCGGUGGCGGCGGCCAGCCUGCUGCCCGCGCUGCUGCAGCUGUACCUGGACGCCAACAGCUCCGAGGACCUGCAGGUCAAGUGUAAGAAGGCCCUGAAGAGCGUGCUGCAGAAGUGCACCCACCUGCCCGCCCUGGAGCCCCUCCUCUACGAGGCCCCGAGCAACAUCCUCAAGCACGUGCUCUGCCAGUUCAGCAAGGUGCUGCCCCACGACAGCAAGGCGCGGCGUCUGUUCGUGACGAGCGGCGGUCUGAAGAAGAUGCAGGAGAUGGACGCGGAGCCCGGGUCGGCCAUGCAGGAGUACAUCAUGGUCAUCAACAACUGCUACCCCGAGGAGAUCGUCAGGUUCUACUCACCAGGCUACUCGGAAGUCCUAUUGGAGCGGGCGGAGAAGUUCUUGCCAGGGUGAAUGAACCCUCCUUCCACCGCACAAAGUGAUUUACGCUUUAGAUUUAAGUGCCGGUCUCUACGGUGAAUUAAACAUUUUAUCAUCCAGAUUUUCGUACUCUGAGUAUUGUCUUUGUCGCCAAAUGAUUUCAUUUUUUUAAUUUUAGAUAGGACUAGGCACCAGACAUGGAAAUGUGAGACGUUUGUUAAAAUGCAAAGACUUCUUAUGAUUGUCCAUCAAUGUUUAGGUCCCUUUUUUAUUAUAAAAUGCAGAGAACCUGUUAUUUUAUUUACUAUGCAUGUAAUUCAAUUAAACCAAUUUAAAAUGCAAAAGAAGUGCAGUCAUUGAGGUUCAGCUCCUUAAUCUUGGGGGGAUUUGUUUUGCUAUGUUAUGUUGUUCACAUCAAGGCCAGUAAAAAACAUCAACCAUCAAAUGGAAGUAUAAAAUGUUUCUUACAGUUAAACAAGUCAAAGUCCCGUCUUCCACCAUUGAUAACAGGCAUUCCUUCCUACUUCUUUAAUAGGUCCAUGAUACCUACCACACAUGCAACCAUUUUUGUGAUUUCCCGGUGUAGUCUGCCCUCUGGCGGCCAUUUUCCUAAAAAGUAUCAGGUUUCUUUUUAUUUUGCAACAGCUGCGUCGCACAUGACGACGUCUUUGUUGGUUUUCUGCAAAACAAGCUAUAACAGAUUUAAAAAAAAAUCUAAUCCAAUUUUUUCAUACUCUACGUCAUGGUCUAGUUCAUCGUGUGGUAGCCUACCUCUGCGCUGAUUUUUAAGUUGAUGUAGCAUCUUUUAAUAAUUUGAUGUUAAAUAAAUAACUUAUACGCAA
Gadus morhua (Atlantic cod) is the source of this 2555-nucleotide messenger RNA. RefSeq names its product sperm associated antigen 6 (gene spag6). Gene Ontology annotation, molecular function: microtubule binding. Lineage: Eukaryota; Metazoa; Chordata; Actinopteri; Gadiformes; Gadidae. Bases 223 to 1746 code for a protein of 507 amino acids. The transcript is spliced from 11 exons. Gene Ontology annotation, cellular component: axoneme; acrosomal vesicle; microtubule cytoskeleton. The record is from RefSeq and is a predicted model, not a curated record. Gene Ontology annotation, biological process: epithelial cilium movement involved in extracellular fluid movement; sperm axoneme assembly; neuron projection extension.